This is a messenger RNA of Gastrolobium bilobum, 1538 nucleotides long. RefSeq names its product lysine histidine transporter 1-like. Gene Ontology annotation, cellular component: plasma membrane. The transcript has 8 exons. Bases 2 to 1393 code for a protein of 463 amino acids. Lineage: Eukaryota; Viridiplantae; Streptophyta; Magnoliopsida; Fabales; Fabaceae. The record is from RefSeq and is a predicted model, not a curated record.
CAUGGGAACUGAGUCUCCUACAAAUCAAAGCCAUGUUGCUCCAGAGGACGAAAGUAUUGCUUACUCAACAGCUGAGGUAAAACAGAUAGACAAAAGAACAGCAGAGGAGAAAGCAAUUGAUGAUUGGCUUCCUAUCACUUCUUCAAGGAACGCAAAAUGGUAUUACGCGGCUUUCCACAAUGUCACUGCCAUGGUUGGAGCUGGUGUCUUGAGCCUUCCAUCUGCCAUGUCAAAUCUUGGAUGGGGUCCUGGUGUGGUUAUUCUUGUACUAUCAUGGAUAAUCACUCUGUACACACUGUGGCAAAUGGUUCAGAUGCAUGAAAUGGUCCCUGGGAAACGGUUUGACAGAUACCAUGAGUUGGGGCAGCAUGCCUUUGGUGAUAAGCUAGGACUCUGGAUUGUGGUACCACAGCAAUUGAUAUGUGAAGUUGGGGUGGAUAUAGUUUAUAUGGUCACCGGAGGAAAAUCACUGCAGAAAAUUCAUGACCUGGUAUGCAAUGAUAAACAUUGCAAACCAAUGAAGACUAGUUAUUUUAUCAUGAUAUUUGCCUCUGUUCACUUUGUUCUUGCUCACCUUCCCAACUUCAAUGCCAUUGCCGGUGUCUCCUUGGCUGCAGCAGUCAUGUCUUUGAGUUACUCAACCAUUGCAUGGACAGCUUCAGUUCACAAGGGAGUUCAAGAAAAUGUGCAGUAUGGCUACAGAGCCACUACUACACCAGGAACAGUUUUCGGUUUUCUGAGUGCUUUAGGUGAUGUUGCUUUCGCCUAUGCAGGACAUAAUGUGGUGUUGGAGAUUCAAGCAACAAUCCCUUCAACCUCAGAGAAGCCAUCAAAGGGUCCAAUGUGGAAGGGAGUGCUAAUAGCCUAUAUAGUUGUAGCCAUAUGCUACUUCCCUGUUGCUCUUAUUGGGUAUUGGAUGUUUGGUAAUGAUGUUGCAGAUAAUAUCCUCAUCUCUCUAAACAAACCAACUUGGCUCAUAGUAGCAGCUAACAUGUUUGUUGUCAUCCAUGUUAUAGGAAGCUACCAGCUAUAUGCAAUGCCAGUUUUUGACAUGAUUGAGACCGUAAUGGUUAAAAAAUGGCGCUUCAAACCAACCCGAGUGCUAAGAUUUGUUGUUCGCACUGUUUAUGUUGCUUUCACAAUGUUUAUGGGCAUUACAUUCCCCUUCUUUGGUGCCCUCCUUGGAUUUUUUGGAGGGUUGGCAUUUGCUCCAACAACAUAUUUUCUCCCCUGCAUUAUGUGGCUCACUAUAUACAAACCUAGGAAGUUCAGCAUAUCAUGGAUCACCAACUGGAUCUGCAUUAUACUUGGAGUCCUGCUGAUGGUUCUGUCACCAAUCGGUGGAUUAAGGCAAAUCAUACUCAAUGCCAAGACCUACGGGUUUUACACUUGAACUCCUGGUGCCUGAAGUCAUCAUGAACUUUGAUUUUAUAUAUAUAAAGCACACAUGAAUGAUAACGUGACUCUUUACCGUGCCAUGUCCAGCUUUACUUUACCACAAGUGAAACAUUGUUACAUAUUUGAUUACGGAUCAUAUU